Messenger RNA from Lathyrus oleraceus (garden pea), 617 nucleotides. RefSeq names its product histone H2B.4. The transcript has a single exon. The record is from RefSeq and is a predicted model, not a curated record. Gene Ontology annotation, molecular function: protein heterodimerization activity; structural constituent of chromatin; DNA binding. Bases 97 to 504 code for a protein of 135 amino acids. Gene Ontology annotation, cellular component: nucleosome. Lineage: Eukaryota; Viridiplantae; Streptophyta; Magnoliopsida; Fabales; Fabaceae.
ACCCAAGUAUCAAAUCACAAUUCAAAUACUAAUCUCAAUCUCAGUUAAAACUUUCCUUCUUAACUUUCAAUUUCGUUUCACACUUUUCUGUCAUCCAUGGCGCCCAAGGGAGAGAAGAAGCCAGCGGAAAAGAAGCCCGCAGAGAAGGCACCAGCCGCCAAAGCCGAGAAGAAGAUCCCAAAGGAUGCUUCCUCCACCGACAAGAAGAAGAAGAGAAGCAAGAAGAGCGUUGAGACCUACAAGAUCUACAUCUUCAAGGUUCUUAAGCAAGUUCAUCCUGACAUCGGAAUCUCCAGCAAGACUAUGGGAAUCAUGAACAGCUUCAUCAAUGACAUCUUCGAGAAGCUCGCUCAGGAAUCUUCUAGCCUUGCUCGUUACAGCAAGAAGCAUACCAUCUCUUCUCGGGAGAUUCAGGCUGCCGUCCGCCUUGUUCUUCCCGGCGAGCUUGCUAAGCACGCCGUUUCUGAGGGAACUAAGGCUGUUACGAAAUUUACCAGCACUUGAGUUCAAAUGUUUUUCCAAUUUAUCUAAUUUGUGGUUUAUGUAAAGUUGAUUUUGGAUAUUGUUGUAUUCAUGUAGCAAUUAAGAUAUCUAAUGAAACUUCAUUUUGAUCUAAA